AUGGCUCCCGACGCCGCCCCCAUCGACGACUCCAUGCCCGCGCGCAUCUCGCCCGACUGCCCGCAGGACGUCCGCGACGUGCUCUACCACGCCUGGGCCCACGACGUCUCCGGCUUGAAGAAGCUGCUCGACGUGCGCGGCAAGGCGAGCGCGCAGGACCCCACGACGGGCGAAACACCCCUCCACGCCGCCAUCCGCGCCUGCGGGCCGGCCGAGACCACCGCCGCGACCGAGCCGCACGACGCAGACGACGAUGCGGCCGAGGACGGCUGCGUCGAGGAGGCGCGGGAGACGCUCCAGGAGCUGUUCUUCUCGGGCGCCAUCUGGAACGACGUCGACGCCAACAACGAGACGCCCGGGUGCGUCGCCCGGCGGCUGGGCCGUAAGGCCCUCUACGACAUGUGCGUCGACGCGGGCGUGCGCGCGGAGCUGCUCUUCUCCCUGAUGGGCGACUACGAGGAGCUGUCGUCGGGCUCCGACGUGGGAGAGGAUGACACCGCGGAGGCAAAUGGCAACGAGAACGGCGACGAGACCGCUGCACCCGACGCGCAAGCCGAGGCCGAGGACGUCGACAUGGCGGACGGCGGCGACGACGACCGCAAGUUCGUUCCGCCCGACGCCAACGAGAAGACGGUGACGAGCGACGAAUACCUCAAAUCGGAUCUGACGUACGACGCGGACAAGCUGCUCGACGCGGACCUCAACGGCGUCAUGAUGGCCUGGGAGACGGACAUCAUGCGCCGCUCCGUCGAGGCGCUCAUCCCCGGCGCCGAGCAGGGCAAGCGCAUCCUCAACAUCGGCUUCGGCAUGGGCAUCAUCGACGGCAUGUUCUCCGCGCUGAAGCCCUCGCGGCACCACAUCAUCGAGGCGCACCCGGGGGUGCUCGCGCACAUCGCCGCGGAGCAGCCCGGGUCCGGAUCCGGGUCCUCCAAGUUCGGCCCCGCGUGGGAGGCGAGCGGGCCCGAGGACGGCGCCUACAAGGUGCACGCCGGCCGGUGGCAGGAGGUGGUCCCCAAGCUGCUCGGGCAGGGCGAGGUGUACGACGCCAUCUACUUCGACACGUUUGGCGAGGACUACGCGCAGCUGAAGCUCUUCUUCACCGAGUACGUGACGGGGCUGAUGGACCAGGAGGGGCGCUUCAGCUUCUUCAACGGCCUGGGCGCCGACCGGAGGAUAUGCUACGACGUGUACACAAAGGUUGUCGAGAUGCACUGCGCCGACGCCGGAAUGGAUGUCGAGUGGGAGGAGAGCGACGUCGACAUGACCGCCCUCAGGGAGGAGGGCAAGGGCGAGUGGGAGGGUGUCCGGCGGCGGUAUUGGACGCUCGACAAGUAUCGGCUGCCGAUAUGCACAUUUAUGGGAUAA
Purpureocillium lilacinum is the source of this 1365-nucleotide messenger RNA. Its product is annotated as arginine N-methyltransferase 2. Gene Ontology annotation, molecular function: protein arginine N5-methyltransferase activity. Gene Ontology annotation, cellular component: nucleus; cytoplasm. NCBI's taxonomy places the organism in Eukaryota, Fungi, Ascomycota, Sordariomycetes, Hypocreales, Ophiocordycipitaceae. Gene Ontology annotation, biological process: peptidyl-arginine methylation. The record is from RefSeq and is a predicted model, not a curated record.